UCUCUAUGAGAUUCAUCCACAAUGUUAUUUUGAAUUUUUACGAGUUUAAAUCAUAGUUUUUAAUAGUUAAUUAUUCCUUUAUUAGUGAUAAAAGUUUUGUAAAUGUGUUAUAAUUAUGAAAUAAGAGUUUACACCCCCUCAGACCUCUAAUGAUGGCACCAGGACAAAAUAUAAUAUACAAAAUAGAGUACAUUAAAGAUGUUUUAUACUUUGCGAUAACAAGACAUGAUAAAGUUUUAAACAACACUACUGAUACGCAUUACUUUUCGAUUGAUCAUGAAUUAAUUUAUGAAAACUACUAUUCUGAUUUCGGCCCUUUAAAUCUUGGCUGUGUCUACAAAUAUUGCACGGAGUUAAAUGAAAAACUAAAGCAUUUAUUAAAUAAACAAAAAAUAGUGCACUAUACAUCAGAGGAUCCAAGGAAAAAUGCCAACGCUGCGUUUUUGUUGGGCUGUUUUGGUGUACUAUAUUUGAGUUUGCCGCCAAAAGAUGCACUAAGACCACUCAUCUCUCAUGGGCAGUCAUAUCGGCCCUUUCAAGAUGCAACGCAAGGUGAAUCUAUGUAUACUAUAACCAUAUUGGACUGCUUACAAGCUAUCAAAAAAGCACGGGAGCUUGGAUUUUUUAACUUUCAAGAUUUUGAUCUUGAAGAAUUCGAUAAAUACGGAAACAUACAAGGUGGAGACCUUAAUUGGAUUAUCCCUGAUAAAUUUUUGGCCUUUAUUGGACCAGUUGACUGCAGUAUAUCACAGUUUUCGUUUUACCAUAACCCACAAAAGUAUAUUGAAUAUUUUCUUCAGAACAAUAUAGGAUUGGUGAUACGUUUAAACAAAAGGUUUUACGAUGGGAACGUAUUUAGAAAUAAAGGCAUAGCUCACCUAGAUUUAUUUUUCCCGGAUGGUUCAUGCCCUCCGCGGCACAUUUUAUUCAAAUUCCUUCAGAUAAGUGAAGAAGUCAACUGCGCUAUAGCAGUGCAUUGCAAGGCAGGUCUAGGGCGCACUGGCUCAUUAAUUGGUGCUUAUCUGAUGAAACACUACCGCAUGACUGCCCUUGAAGCUAUAAGCUGGAUGAGAAUAUGCAGACCCGGCUCUGUAAUUGGCCAUCAACAGGAUUGGUUACAGAAACUUGAGCCGUGGCUGAUCAAACAAGGCAAUCUUUAUAGGAAACGCGUGUACCAGAAUGCAGACGAAUUGCCGAUUCACCCAUACGGCGUAUAUUCUAUUGCCAAGAAAGACUUCCGUCAGCGGGCGACGAUCCUCAGGAAUAAAUCACCAUCACCACCGCCUCCGUUCCAAAGAGGGCUGAAGUCGUAUAUUGAACAUCCUAUUCGACCGCAGGCAUCCAAAGUCAGAGAAGCAUCUGACAAGAAAGCUGAAAAACACCAAGCAGAAAGAAGGCCCAGUCCAUCAAAGAAUAGCUUCACUUCCAAGAACUUGAGUAAUAAAGGAAAUGAAAAAUUAUAUAGUCGGUCUAAGACUAGUCCUAUAGGCGCUGGUGAUCCUCGAAUACCAUCCCCAUCACAGACGUCAAGAGACUCGAGGAAAAGCAAUGUUUCACAUACUAAGAACCUAUGUGGUUUUCAACCAAUGCCUCCAUUUCAUGUACUGAAUACUCCUAUUAUAAAAAAUAUUAACGAUGCAAAGAACUUUCUAUUAAGACCAUACAGUUUUGGAGAAGAAAAACGAAGAGAAUCGACCACUCCAUCAAAGAUCGUAACGCAUUACUCAUCAAAACCUUCGAAGUUGUGUGAAACAUUACCUUCUAUAGUGCGUAAACCACCUUCGCAAAUAAGUACUACUAAUGCUACUGCUACUGGUACAGCUAUUCGAGGACUACAGCCAACCCAGAACCAGAGCCGCCGUCUAGGACGUAGCCCGAGCCCUUCACCCACGCGGAGUAUGAGUCCCGUGGUCCGAAAUUCACCGUCUCCAAUACCUACCAUGAAUAGCACUUUCAAUAACCGUAGAGGAAAAGACAAAAUGAUAUCUUCAAGAAGUACUCUGCCCUCGCUAGGCGCAGCGUCUCUGGGCGCGCGGCGCACGGCGCCCGGCGGCGGCGGCGGGGCGGCGGCGCCCUCGGUGCGCUCCGACGAGCGUCCGCUAGCCACGCAGGGUGACAUGCUCAAUAGCAUCAAGUUGCAAAGAAGAUUGAAAGAGUCUAUGCAAUCAGAUAGAAACUGUGCACUUUACAAUAAAGGUAACUCUAGCGGUCCCAUCAAGCAGCAGCACAGCUCCAGUCGCCAGGUAAAGCCUGCUGAACCCUCGAUGACUAAGGUCAUAAGGAAACAGAGGUGACGGAUAGGUCGUCUGAUAUAAAAAUUUACAUUGAUUCGGUCGUUAUUGUUGGUAACAGGAUAAUAAAAAUACUUGAAAUCUAAAAUUUA
Plutella xylostella (diamondback moth) is the source of this 2383-nucleotide messenger RNA. RefSeq lists its product as uncharacterized. The record is from RefSeq and is a predicted model, not a curated record. Gene Ontology annotation, biological process: protein dephosphorylation. Lineage: Eukaryota; Metazoa; Arthropoda; Insecta; Lepidoptera; Plutellidae.